Mya arenaria is the source of this 10014-nucleotide messenger RNA. Its product is annotated as CDK5 and ABL1 enzyme substrate 2-like. Gene Ontology annotation, biological process: regulation of cell cycle. Lineage: Eukaryota; Metazoa; Mollusca; Bivalvia; Myida; Myidae. The record is from RefSeq and is a predicted model, not a curated record. The transcript is spliced from 13 exons. Bases 1 to 1563 code for a protein of 520 amino acids.
AUGGCGACUGCAAAAAUUCGCCAACAGAAAAAAUCAUCUCUUCGGCGUUUAGCAGCAAAAAACUUCCUUUUGAACAUAUCAUUGGAUGGAACAUAUGAUGACACGAAUUAUAUUUUUCAUAUGUGGAAGAAUAAAAGAGUUCAGCAUGAUGUAAAUAGAAGUUCGGGGCCAGAUGUUUCUUCAACUGUAGUGGAGGUCGGACAGACUGUAAAUUUGGAUGGUGACAAAAGUGGUACUUACAUAGCAAAUUGUUCUGUGCAAGAAGAAAACUCUAAAGAAUUGGCUUCAAGAUCUCGAUCGUCAACAAUUCACCAGAUAAGAGAAAACCAAACUGAUGAUUUUGAUGAAAUUUCGCCUAAUUUGGGGGACAAGCAGUUUUCUAAAAGAUGGAGGGCCUCUUCCUGUUCAGAGAGGGAAAGAGUGAAUGCACGUAAGAAGAUACUACCCAUGACAGAUUCAACUACUGUGUUAAAAGAAGCCCUAGCCGAUCGCACUUUAAGUAGACACUCUAGUUCCAUAUCAGCUGACUCAUUGGAGUCGCAUGACUGGGAUGUCAGGUUUAUCUCCCCUGAUAGCAGAAGGAAGCUGAAAGAUUCCAGAGUUCUGAUUGUCACGAACUGCAAGGCUCCCGCCAUCAUAUCUUCAACGGUCCCAUGGAAUUCAAAGCCAAGGUACAAUCACCCUCACCCAAGAAUUGAGCUCCAUGAUGAUGUUCCCCCUAUGGUGGCCAUCCACCGAAGUCGUCACCACUCUGGCACACGCUCCAUCAGCUCCACCGAGGACAUGUUUCUCCUUGGCCAGAAGAUCGCCAGGGGAGACGAUGCUCCAGAUGUUUCGUACAGCGAGCUGCUGGAGCCAUCAAGAAAGGGGGAGCUGAGGAGAGUGGUUUCUGAAUCCAAAUUGGGAUCAGAUAACCCCUCUAGACGUGUUUACACACGGAGUGUAUCUGAGGACCCGUACCUCGCGACGGCGCGUGGCUCUUUGGCCAUGUCGGGUCUGGACAGAGUUGUGGAGGAAGAGGAAGUGGUGACCUAUGACCCCAGUCUCCUUGAUGACCCUGAACUACAGUCAGGUGGUUACAGGACUGUUCUGAACUUCUCUUCCUAUAUGACAUCAGUGAUUGACUAUGUUAAGCCGUCUAUUCUGAAGAAAGAGUUAAAUGAAAAGUUCAAAGAGAAAUUUCCCAACAUACAACUGACCCUCACAAAGUUCAGAAGUUUGAAGAAGGAAAUGAGAAAUAUCUCUCAUGUUAAGUGCAAUAUUGAUAUGUGGACAGUCGCUCAAGCCUAUGUGUUUUUUGAGAAACUAAUACUCAAGCUGUUGAUCUCAAAGCAGAACAGGAAGCUGUGUGCUGGAGCGUGUCUCAUCCUGUCUGCCAAACUCAAUGAUAUCAAAGGACCAGUGCUGUCAAAACUCAUUGAUCAAGUGGAGGAUGAUUUCCGACUUCACAGGAAGGAGAUGUCGGCCUAUGAGUUUGCCACGCUGGUUGCUUUGGAUUUCUCCUUGCUGAUUGCGGACAGUGAGAUCUACCCCCACUACCAGAGGUUGCUCUACCAGUCCUGACACACGCUCUCACACUGCAAACAAUACAGAGUCUUGAUACUACUCUGAAUACAAUAGUAAUACCUGCUUCUAUUGUGGACACAAUAGAAAUACCUGCUUCUACACUGGGAACAAUAGGAAGACCUUCUUCUAUUAUGGAAACUAUAGAAAGAUCUGCUUCUACACUGCAAACAAUAUAAAGACCUGCUUCUACACUGGAAACAAUAUAAAGAUCUGCUUCUACACUGGAAACAAUAUAAAGAUCUGCUUCUACACUGGAAACAAUAUAAAGACCUGCUUCUACACUGGAAACAAUAUAAAGACCUGCUUCUACGCUGCAAACAAUAUAAAGAUCUGCUUCUACGCUGCAAACAAUAUAAAGACCUGCUUCUACGCUGCAAACAAUAUAAAGAUCUGCUUCUACACUGCAAACAAUAUAAAGACCUGCUUCUACACUGGAAACAUUAAAGAGACCUGCAUCUACAUUGGAAACAAUAUAAAGACCUGCUUCUACGCUGCAAACAAUAUAAAGACCUGCUUCUACACUGGAAACAAUAUAAAGACCUGCUUCUACACUGGAAACAAUAUAAAGAUCUGCUUCUACGCUGCAAACAAUAUAAAGACCUGCUUCUACACUGGAAACAAUAUAAAGACCUGCUUCUACACUGCAAACAAUAUAAAGAUCUGCUUCUACACUGGAAACAUUAAAGAGAUCUGCAUCUACACUGGAAACAAUAUAAAGACCUGCUUCUACACUGGAAACAAUAUAAAGACCUGCAUCUACAUUGGAAACAAUAGGAAUAGCUGCUUCUACACUGGAAACAAUAGGAAUACUGGAAACUGUAGUGUUUUGUGUUGUGUGUAAUAGGAACAUAUUGUAACAGAUUGUAACAGACCCUUUGUGUAUUUAAAGGGGUAAGUCAGACCCGAAACGUGAUUGGUAUAAUAGGUUUAUUCAGUACAACAGUUAAACAACUGACUAUGAUUUUUGGAAUACCUUGAUAUAUUGCGUGAGUGCUAUUUGCUGACUAUUAACUGGUAGGCGGGGCUUAUCAGAUUAUGCAGAGCAUAUCAGAGACAACUACAUCUCUCCCUUUUUUCAGACAUGGAUUCUAGUCAUAAUAUUAUAUUACAUAUUCAAAAAUCAUACAUAAUACAAGUAUAUUAAGCCUACAUCCCUCUACUACACUACUUGAUCACAUGUUUGCAAUUCACGUGAAACUUAUAUCUUAAAUGCUAAAGAAUCUAUGAAUCAAUCCCUUCCCCCUUCCAGAGAAAAGUGAAAUGUGUGACCAGGUCAGUUCCAAUAUUAAAUGUCAUGGUAUAUAACUACAGCAAUAACAUUCCGAAAGUCAACACAUUACUGAGAUCUAUACAUUUAAUCCAUGUGCAUGUUUGAUAAUCAGACGAUAAUUAAUCAUGUCUGUAGCUUUUAGGAGAAGGAGUACAUUCCCUGGUGUAGGGUUAAAGGAUGGUGUCAGCUUGUUUGCAUACUUUUUUUAACAAGUUCACGGUCCCCUGGUUUAAAUUUUGAUGGUGGUCCCCUACGCCUGUUGUCUGCAUAAACCUUGUUUUUUUGGUUUUCACGUUAUUGUCUUUUUAUUCAUGUAUGUAUUGUUUGCUUGACUAAUAAGGUAUCUUUAUUUUCAUUUUUCUGUUGAACAUGAUUUACCCUGGAGACACAACUGGACUGGGAUGUGGAGUACUUCUGUGAACAAGUAAAAACUAGCUUGUAGAUGACUUGAAAUUUCUGCCAAAUACCUCUGCUGAUAUCAAGGUCUUAACCAAAGGUUAAAAGCUUCUGCUGUUCUGUAGCUUGUUGGUGAAGAGGAUUUACUUUCCUGUGCUGCUUUGCAAAUUGUUUGAAGUUAUGGCUAUUGAACAAACUUCUGUUGUCCGUCUUAAGAAUAGUCGGGAUCCCAGCUACGCAAAAUAUUUUGGGAAUCAGCUGUAGUCUAAAAUAACCACCACAAAGUAGUAACUGUUUGUUAAUGAACCACAAAAAUCCACAACCACUUUGUCCCAAAGCUUGUUUGGUAAUGGACUGGAUUUGAUAAGUUCAUGGUUUGUAGUUGUUUGUUUGAUUUUUGUUAAGAUUCUCUGUGUACGGACACCAACAUGUUUUUCUAAGAAGUGACCCAUGUGUGCUAAGUUAACCAUCUGAUGUUUCAGUUUAUCAGGUAUGCACAGUCUAGUGCUGCUUAGUAAAACACGACCAUCUUUAAUGUUCAUCAUUGUCAGAUCUUCUGCUAAUUGUUGAUUGGUUUUAUAGCUUUCAUCCGAAAGUGUCAUGGCUUUCAUCCGACUGGCAUAUUUGUUUAUGUCACAGUGUCAUGCACAGCGUCCAUAAUGGCAAUUUCAAUAUCAACUUUUUGAGAGGCACGAGCAAUAUCAGCAAUGUUUCAUGAAUCUGGUACCGCUGAACAAGCAAUGAAGUUUUUUCAGCAAUGCUGUGUUUCAGCUGGUCACUAAGUGGGUGUCUAUCAUCAAGCAAUAAUCAGAGAUCACAUGCGUCCCCGGGAGAUAUUUCACUGCAAAUUUGUAUGCUGUUAGUUUCAAUUGCCACCGCUCCAAUCUGGCUGAUAGUAUUUGUUUUGUGUUGUUGAAAAACAAUUCUAAUCUUUAAUGAUCUUUAAUCAAAGUGAAUUCUUUGUGGAACAAAUACAAGUGGAAGUGUUGACAUCUGAACACGCAAGCAAGCAUUUCCUUUUCAGACCAAGAAUAACGUUGUCCUACAGCAGUCAAUGAUCUGCUGGCAUAAGCAAUGUUCUUCCGGUCUUGUAUCAAACUCGCUGAUAAGCCUACUGGACUCCCAUCACACUAUAGCUCCAAGUGUUUCAAGGGACAGUAAUUACCUGGUUGCUAACCAAUGCGUUUUAAGCCGAUUGAAUGAUGAAUCCUGUUCUUUGCCCUCAUACAAAUUCUUGAUUGUCCUUUGUUUGACUUUUGAGAGGCUUCAACAUGGUUGAGUAGUCAUGCAUGAGCCUUGACACAUAGUUUGUCAUGCCCAGAAAUUACCUAAAUUCUCCUACAGUUUUUGGUUUUUCCAUGUUAUUAAUGGCUGUGACUUUUUUUGGGUCUAGUGGUAUUCCGUUUUCCGAGAAUAUGCGUCCAUAGAACUUAAUUCAACUUUUCCGGAAUUCACUUUUUUGCUUAUUGAGAGGAAGGUUCUUGUACUGUAGUUAUUCAGCUUCUAGCCUGGCAUCAUGUAUAUAUUUAUUUGGCCUGUGAAUAAUAAUGUCAUCUAAAAUAUUCAGUGCUUCAUCUAAGCCUGACAAUUCCUGUCUCACCUCAUUUUGGAAUAUUUAAGGUGCAACACUCGAACCGAAAUUUAAUCUCCAUAGUCAUAAAUUUGAGACUAAUAAGGUCAUGUUACCCGUGUUACCUGAUUCUUCGGACAGUAAUUGCUGAUGGAACCCGUUGUUAAAAUCCACGUUUGAGAACACAGUGGAGCCAUUGAGUACCAAUUUAAUUCUUUCAAUCGCCGUGCAUUUCACGUUUCAAUGCUUAGUUGGCCUGUCUCAUGUCGACACAUAACUAAUUUUCAUCAGGGUUGUUUUUGUGCGACCACCAGGUUCAAACCCCAAGGUGUUGCGCCAGUUGCUCAAGAAAUGGUAUGCAGUGCUGCCUGUGCUGUGGUAACUACAGAUUCAUCGAUACAAAAUUUGACUCAUUUUCUCUUCAGUUUGCGUAGCCCUGUGAACACUGGCUUGAAUUUGUCACAUAAAUCUAUGUGUUUCUCGUCCUUGGACACAGAUUUUAUAACUUGUAUUUUUCCCAAUUCCACAGAUUUGUUCAUUUUAGGCAUAGGUGCCAUUGUAACGGCCCGAUAUCGUAUGCCGUUAAAAAGAGCGACUAAAGACCACAAUGUAGUUUGAUCGUUUAUGUACAACAAUUGUCUAAGUCAAACUGAAAGAAAUAAUUAUUAAAAUACUUUAAAUGAGAUGGCUAUGAUAAUAAGAAAUUACAAAAGUACACGUAUAAAAUGCGCUCUAAGAAUUCAGCAUUUGAAUUAAAAUCAUUUAAGAAUUAUCACAGUAAAAUGUACUUCUUUUUGGAAUUAAACUCAGUGAAUAUAAGUUUCUUUUCACAGAACCAAUCAAAAUGUUCUGUGAGCGCAUGAAACAAUAUACUUCUUGACAUAACUUACACGCAAUGUUCUUUGAGCGCACAAAAAAACCCGACUGCGCAUGCCCAAUAAAUGUUAAUACAUUUAAGGCAAAACAAAAUACUUUUUGACUAUAGUAAGAAUCACCUACAAAAUCAACAAGAAUAUUUACAUGCGACUUGAACACUUAAAUGCACACACACAUAUACAAACAAGCUUAAUUCUCCUCGACUGGGAAUUUCUGGGGCUCUCUCAUCAACAACACCAGUUUGUGAAUUGGACGUUCGAGAAGAAUUCAGACUUAACAGGCCUACCCUUGGCGUUCAGAUUUCUGGCCAUGGACAACUUGAACCAACCCAUCCUUGUCAACAGUGAUGCUAUCAAAUCGAGCAAGUUUUCACUGAUUUCUGACAACAUUGUCCUCCUUUACCAAAACGACAUCUCCAAUGGACAGAUUGUGAGAGGGAUUUUGCCACUUGCCUCUAAUUUACAAGGUUUGAAGAUAUUCCUUCCUCCAUCUCGACCAGAACUGAUCUGCCGAGUAUUGAACACGUCUGCAGUGCUUCCUCGCAUACAGGUUAGCACGCUGAAAAUUUGCAGGUGGAGGCAAAAUAACCUUUGAUUUGAGAGUGAGAAGGUAUUGUGGUGAAAGUGGUACUGGGUCAUUGAUGGAUUCGACAGAAACGGAUCUGCAAUUGACAAUGUUUGCAGCUUCACACAUGAACGUUCUCAACUCUUCAUCAUCUAUGUGAGAGCUGCAGUUAUUUAUCAGACUUGCCAAUACAAUGUGUAAAGAACGAAUUUGCCUCUCCCAUUCGCCACCCAUAUGACUCACUGCUGGAACAUUCAUUUUAAAGUGAAAAUCACAACCCUCCUUUAAGAGAAAUUCCCCGAUCUGAUCUGUAUCAAUACUUUCCAACUCUUCUUUUGGUUCUCUUUCGGCACUAACGAAAUUAGUUCGGCAAUCAGACUGAAGGUGUCUGACGGGUCCUCUAAUAGCCAAGAAUUGUCUCAAUGCGUUGAUAAAAGAGCUUGUAUCAAGCAAAUUUGCAGUUCCCAGAUGAACAGUUCUGCUUGAUAGACAUGUGAAUACCACUCCAUACCGUUUCAAUUCUGUACGACCCUCUCUAAUGUAAAAAGGUCCAAAAUAAUCCAUACCACAAUAAGUGAAAGGAAGAGAGGGCUCAGUUCUAUCAACUGGCAAAUCAGACAUUUUUUGAGUCUGGCAUUUUGCACGCAAAUGUUUGCAUUUCACACACAUGUGAAUGAUACUGUUGACUGCUAAAUGACUGCUGAUUCCACGACCCUGAUGCUCCACUUGUUCAUGAAAACACCUAACAAUGAGAUUUUUUAUGUGUCCAUGUCGUGGCAGAACAAGAGGAUGCAGAAUAGUAUACAGCAAAGUUGACUGGCGUAGGCGUCGGCCUGCCCACACGCAACAAACCAUCAUUAUCUAUGAAUGAAUCAAGGUGGAAAAGAGAAGAGGAUUUUUUAAGGGUACUGUUGCAUAUUCUAGUGUCACCUUUGUCAUCAUUUUGGAUGUAGACCUUCUUCUCUCUUUCUAAUGAAGCAGACUGAAAUAGCUUUACAACCAGUAUUUUGGCAUGUUCCAUCUCUUCCACACAAGCUAACGUGUAGCCCUGAGUUUUCUCCAAUAUCAAUAGCAAUCUUCGCCGCUUUUCGACUAGCCACUCUUCUUCUGAGUACUGAAAUGUAUCUCAAACAAAGCGCAACAGACUUGAUUGCUCUGUGCAAGUCAGAGAAGUAUUCCAAACACUCAAUGACAGAACUGAAAUUCCCUGAACUGUUGACACAUAUUUCAAAACAACACCAAUGUUUCACCUCUGGGUUCAACAACACUGGUAGGAUGUUUGUCCUCCCAGAGAAAGCAAGACCCACGAAACCACCUUGGAUCUUUUUGUGAGUUCUGUAACCGUUGCAACUCGCGAGGCAAUAUCAGCUGGGGUUUUCUCCUGACAAUUUUUCUAACUUGGUAUCAAUUACUUCUUCCUCUAUUCUACUAAAUUUUGUUUGGAAAAUUGAAUUUUCCUUGUGAAAUACCACCUUAAAACUGAAUGUGAUGGUGUUUUACAAUAUCCAAAAUAUCUAGGUCACUAGUUAAUUUCUCCUAAGCAGAGACAAAAUUCUUCAAUCUGCCUGCCUUAAAUGUACUACAAUGUACCUGAAAAACUUGGCUUUUUUUAGCUCAACAGAGCACGAAGUGCUCAAGGUGAGCUAUUGUGAUCGGUCUUUGUCUGGCGUCCGUCUGUCAGUCCGUCCGUCAACAAUUGCUUAAAAAAACUUCUUCUCUGAAACUACCUGGCCAAAUUCAAUGAAACUCUACAGGAAGCUUCCUUGGGUGACCCUCUACAAAAGCACAACAAGGGGUCACGAUUGAUCAACACAACAACAACAACAAAAUGGACGACUUCCUGUUUUGCUUUAAAAAUCAUAUCCUCUGAAACUACCAGUCCAGAUUCAAUGAAACUCUACAGGAAGCUUCCUUGGGAGACCAUCUACAAAAGCACAACAAGGGGUCACGAUUGAUCAACACAACAACAACAACAAAAUGGCUGACUUCCUGAUUUGCUUUAAAAUUCAUAUCCUCUGAAACUACCAGUCUAAAUUCAAUGAAACUUUACAGGAAGCUUGGGUGACCAUCUACAAAAAUACAACAAGGAGUCACGAUUGAUCAUUAACAACAACAACAACAACAAAAUGGCUGACUUCCUCUUUUGCUUUAAAAUUCAUAUCCUCUGAAACUACCAGUCUAAAUUCAAUGAAACUUUACAGGAAGCUUGGGUGACCAUCUACAAAAAUACAACAAGGAGUCACGAUUGAUCAACACAACAACAACAACAAAAUGGCUGACUUCCUGAUUUGCUUUAAAAUUCAUAUCCUCUGAAACUACCAGUCUAAAUUCAAUGAAACUUUACAGGAAGCUUGGGUGACCAUCUACAAAAAUACAACAAGGAGUCACGAUUGAUCAUUAACAACAACAACAACAAAAAAAUGGCUGACUUCCUCUUUUGCUUUAAAAAAAUUAUCUCCUCUGAAACUACCGCUCCAAAUUCAAUGAAAGUUUACAGGAAGCUUCCUUGGGUGACCCUCUACAAAAAUACAACAAGGGGUCACGAUUGAUCAACAACAACAACAACAACAGCAACAACAAAAUGGCUGACUUCCUAUUUUGCUUUAAAAAAAUCAUCUCCUCUAUAACUACCAGUCCAAAUUCAAUUAAACUUUACAGAAAGCUUCAUUGGGUGACCCUCUACAAAAAUAUUUCAAAGGUCAUGAUUGAUCAACAACAACAACAACAAAAUUGCCAAAAUGUUAAAGUCUGAUAGUUAUAUGUUAAGUUUGCUCUUGAAACAAGGGCAGCAAGUCUUGCUAUAUGGUCUCCCUUUUUGUUGGAGAUUCCACUACUUUUAUUUUUAGUAACAAUUAGUAACAAGGGAAUAGAUUUUAAAUUUUAUUAAGUCUUCAACAUAGUCACUUAAAGGUAAUUAUUGUUCAAUUUUUAAGUACAUAGAGUCAAAUAAUUAUUAUAAACUUUAUUCUUUAGAAGAAAUUUCAUUUUUACUUAAUAAUAAAUUUAAUAAUCAGACUUUUCCAUUGAACUUCAUGUAGAUUAUUCUAAGCUACGAUCUUAUCUUCUGUGUGGAUAGUGAAUACAUACAUGCCAUAUUUUCUGGAGACCAUUCAGGGGGAUUUGUUCAAAAGGCUGAAAAUUCAGGGGGAUUUUGGUUGUAUUCAGGGGGAUUUUUUUAGCAGGUCUAAGUUGGCGAUAUAUUAAAGUAUUUUUAGACGCAAGUACGAAAAAUGUAUUCACAUAUAGUUUGCUUUGAAAACCUCCUAACUUUUUCAUUAUACUGAAUUAUUUUAUGUCAUGAUUUAUCAUAUUCUUAUGAUACACUAUCAUGUCAUACUGUAAUGCACUUGCAGAACAAAAUAUGUCAUUGCAAAAAUAUGUUUUCGAGACAAUUAAAUUAAAUUUACCUUCCUCCAAAGCCUUUUAAAAAAAUGUGCUUAAUUCUAUCAGCUUUGAUGACUUUCAGACAAUAAGAGAAUAGAAUUAAUAUUAUUAAUUUCUUCCUUCCAAAAUAGUAAUAUUUCUUUGCCUUUGAUAAUUACUACAAAGUAAUUGAUCACUUGUUGUAAAAGUUUCCUUUUGGCAUUUCACCCUUGUAGUUUUGUACAUUCAGUUACACUCACAUACUGUGGUUUCACUUUGUCAUUAUUGCCUGUUGUAAAAUUUCUAAAAUAUUUUUUUUUUAAUUCCGGGGGAUUUUUAUCUCCCGCCGGGAGCCCGGGGGAUGGAUCGAAAUUUCGGGGGAUUUUCGGGAAAAAAAAAUCAAAAAAAU